This is a messenger RNA of Rhinocladiella mackenziei CBS 650.93, 2202 nucleotides long. RefSeq names its product aconitate hydratase, mitochondrial. NCBI's taxonomy places the organism in Eukaryota, Fungi, Ascomycota, Eurotiomycetes, Chaetothyriales, Herpotrichiellaceae. The transcript is spliced from 2 exons. Gene Ontology annotation, biological process: tricarboxylic acid cycle. Gene Ontology annotation, molecular function: 4 iron, 4 sulfur cluster binding; aconitate hydratase activity. Gene Ontology annotation, cellular component: mitochondrion; cytosol. Bases 1 to 2202 code for a protein of 733 amino acids. The record is from RefSeq and is a predicted model, not a curated record.
AUGUCCGAGAACCUUUCGAUUGUUCGAAGCAGACUCAAUCGUCCUCUGACCUACUCCGAAAAGGUCCUCUACUCACACUUGGACGAUCCGCAUGGUCAAGAUAUCGAACGAGGUGUUUCGUACCUCAAAUUGAGACCCGACCGAGUGGCAUGCCAGGAUGCCACUGCGCAGAUGGCCAUCCUCCAAUUCAUGUCGGCCGGUAUGCCUUCCGUCGCCACACCGACCACCGUCCACUGCGAUCACUUGAUCGAGGCGCAAGUCGGUGGAGACAAGGAUUUGGAUAGAGCGAAGGAUAUCAACAAGGAAGUUUACGAUUUCUUGUCCACGGCUUGUGCCAAAUACAAUAUUGGUUUCUGGCGGCCGGGUUCUGGUAUCAUUCACCAGAUCAUCCUUGAGAAUUAUGCCUUCCCUGGUGGUUUGAUGAUUGGAACUGACUCCCACACACCCAAUGCUGGUGGUCUUGGUAUGGCGGCUAUCGGUGUUGGUGGUGCCGAUGCCGUCGAUGUGAUGGCAAACUUGCCUUGGGAAUUGAAAGCUCCCAAGGUUAUUGGAGUCAAGUUGACUGGUGAAAUGUCUGGAUGGACUGCUCCAAAAGAUGUCAUCCUCAAGGUUGCUGGUAUUCUGACUGUCAAGGGUGGUACCGGAGCGAUUGUUGAAUACCACGGACCUGGUGUCAAUUCCUUGUCUUGCACUGGUAUGGGUACGAUUUGCAACAUGGGUGCUGAAAUUGGCGCCACCACUUCCAUCUUCCCGUUCAACGACCGCAUGUACGACUACCUAGUCGCGACCAAGCGAAAAGAAAUUGGAGAUUUCGCGCGCAGCUACGCGGCCGAGCUCAAGGAGGACGAGGGCGCCGAGUACGACCAAUUGAUCGAGAUCAACUUGUCCGAAUUGGAACCUCACAUCAACGGACCAUUCACCCCCGAUUUGGCCACUCCAAUUUCCCAUUUCAAAGAUGCCGUCAAGGAGAACAAAUGGCCCGAGGAGCUGAAGGUUGGAUUAAUUGGGUCUUGCACGAACUCAUCAUAUGAGGACAUGUCUCGCGCUGCUUCCAUCGCUCAAGAUGCGAUGGAUCACGGAAUUAAGGCCAAGUCAUUGUUCACGGUGACUCCUGGCUCUGAGCAAAUUCGUGCUACCAUUGAGCGAGACGGUCAACUCAAGACAUUGGAGGAAUUUGGAGGCAUUAUCCUUGCCAAUGCCUGCGGUCCUUGCAUUGGUCAAUGGGAUCGCCGAGAUGUAAAGAAGGGAGAGCCCAACUCCAUCAUUUCCUCUUACAACCGAAACUUCACCGGCCGAAAUGAUGCCAACCCGGCCACACACUCCUUCGUCACCUCUCCGGAUUUGGUCGUGGCCAUGACUAUUGCUGGCGAUCUCAAAUUCAAUCCUCUGGCCGACACCCUGAAGGAUAAGGAUGGCAACGAGUUCAAACUCAAGCCACCCAGUGGUGAUGGUUUGCCUCGAAAUGGGUAUGACCCCGGCCGUGAUACCUAUCAAGCCCCGCCGGAGGAACGUGCUCAAGUGGAGGUGAAGGUAUCUCCUACCUCGGACCGUCUUCAGGUUUUGCAACCUUUUGAUCCUUGGGACGGAAAGGAUCAACUUGACCUUCCGAUCCUGAUCAAGGCCAGGGGCAAGACCACCACCGAUCAUAUCUCCAUGGCCGGUCCUUGGCUGAAGUACCGUGGUCAUCUGGACAACAUCUCCAACAACAUGUUGAUUGGCGCCGUCAACGCCGCCAACGGUGAGGCCAACAAGGUGAAGAAUUUCAAGACCGGUGAAUGGGAUGCUGUUCCAGCCACCGCCCGUCAAUACAAGAAGGAUGGGAUCAAAUGGGUUGUCAUUGGUGACUGGAACUAUGGUGAGGGAUCAUCUCGAGAACAUGCCGCUCUCGAACCAAGACAUCUUGGUGGUAUUGCUAUCAUUACUCGAAGCUUUGCUCGUAUUCACGAGACCAACUUGAAGAAGCAAGGCAUGCUGCCAUUGACUUUCUCCAACCCCGAGGAUUAUGACAAGAUCAAUCCCGAUGACAAGGUUGAUUUGUUGUGCACGGGAUUGGAACCUGGCAAACCAAUGAUCAUGAGAGUGCAUCCCAAGGAAGGGCCGGCGUGGGAUUGCGAACUGCUACACACUUUCAACGCUGGUCAGAUUGAGUGGUUCAAGAAUGGCAGUGCCUUGAACACCAUGGCUAAGAUGCACACCAGUUAA